Messenger RNA from Bipolaris sorokiniana ND90Pr, 1330 nucleotides. RefSeq lists its product as uncharacterized. Gene Ontology annotation, cellular component: cytoplasm; nucleus. Bases 333 to 848 code for a protein of 171 amino acids. Gene Ontology annotation, molecular function: ubiquitin protein ligase binding; zinc ion binding; protein tag activity. The record is from RefSeq and is a predicted model, not a curated record. NCBI's taxonomy places the organism in Eukaryota, Fungi, Ascomycota, Dothideomycetes, Pleosporales, Pleosporaceae. The transcript is spliced from 2 exons. Gene Ontology annotation, biological process: protein ubiquitination; modification-dependent protein catabolic process.
CGGCUCGAGUCGUGUGCAGGCCAGGCAGAGCAGAGCAGCCCGGUGACAGCAUGCAUGCCAUGGCCCUCUCGCGAGCCUUUCUUUAAAGAGCCCGGCCUGCGUCACCUUGUCCCGGCUCGACAUGCUCUUCCUCCUCUUCCUUCUCUCUUGAUCAUCCUCGUCCUCGACACCGUCUGCCCGUAGAUUCGCCGCGCCCACGUCAUCACCUCUCGUCGCCUACAUCAUCCAACCUGUCCUCUUUUCUUCUACUACUGUCUCCCGUCUCUCCGCCUCUCCAUCUCGCUGCCUCCAGCUCCACACCUCUCUCUCUCCAUUACACAAUCACCACAAUCAUGGCCCGUUCCUCCAGCAUCAGCAGCAUGAGCUCCUCCAGCUCCGACGCCGAGGAGACGAUGCAGAUCUUCGUCAAGACCGUGUCCGGCAACAACACAAUCCCACUCACCAUCCCUUCAAACACCUCAAUACGCACUCUCCGCUCCCUCCUGGCUCUGCGCACCAACCUGCACAGCCCCUCGGAUCUGCGCAUAGUCCACGCCGGCAAGCACCUCUCCUCGCCAGAAACCACCCUCUCCGACUACGCCAUCGGCCCAAACUCAACCCUGCACCUCGCCCUCCCCCUGCGCGGCGGCAUGCCCCCCAAGAAGAUCCGCUGCUCCUUCAAGGACUGCAAGGAUCGCGCCCAGCCCAUUGUCGGUGACUGUGGAUUCUGCACCGGUCACCAUUGCAGCAAGCACCGCAUGCUCGAGGACCACAAGUGCGAGGGCCUGGAGGAUUGCAAGAAGGAGAGCCAUUCUCGCAAUGCCGAUAAGCUCAACAGCGAGCGCACCGUUGCCAUCAAGGGCGUCUAAAUCAUCAUUAUCACCACCACCACUACCAUCACCACUACUACCACCUUCUCUUUGAGGCGAUUGCGAAUCAAGCGAGGAAGCGUGUAUACCAUGUCGACAUGUCUUAAGUCCCUUUUUUUCGAGCGAUUUGAUGCGUCCUUGCCACUCAUCAUCUGCAGCUCUGCUGUGUUUUUGUUUUGUUUUCUACUCUCUACCAUCUUGCCUUUGUCUUGCUUUCUCAUUGUCCCUGGAGAGAAAUCUCCCUUCUCACUGCGAUAUCGGAGGAAUGCGAUUAGUCAUGUUUUUUUAACUUUCCUCCUUUCUCAUUCCCGGAGCCACGGGGGCGUUCUUCUUUUUUUUUGAUAAUCACCUUUAUAUCAUGGAAGAAGGUUUCUUUCUCGUCCUCUUCUAGCGAGCGAGGGUGUCACUUUGUUUCAAGUCUUGCUUGCACGUGCCAAGGUUUAGCUUAGAGUUGAAUAAUGAUAAACACAGUCAUAAACUCA